Messenger RNA from Hansenula ciferrii, 1992 nucleotides. RefSeq names its product sphingomyelinase-like phosphodiesterase (gene SMP1). The transcript has a single exon. Gene Ontology annotation, molecular function: hydrolase activity. Bases 1 to 1992 code for a protein of 663 amino acids. The record is from RefSeq and is a predicted model, not a curated record. Lineage: Eukaryota; Fungi; Ascomycota; Saccharomycetes; Phaffomycetales; Wickerhamomycetaceae.
AUGAAAAUAUCCACACUCGCUGCUGGUUUAUUGGCUCCGCUGGCUUGGGCAUCUCCAUUGUAUGACUUGGAAUUGGCUUUAGAUUCAACUGGUUAUACCCCGGAUGAUCAACAUUUAAUUGAUUUGUUUUCUCAACAAUUGACAAAUAUUGACAAGUUUAACGGUACAAAUACUACAAAGUGUGAAAAAUGUAUCAAAAGAUUACAAUUGGGUAAAUCAAUUGCAUUGACAAAACCAAAUUUAGUUUAUCCGGUAUUCACAAAAUGGUGUACUGAUAAUGGUGUUGCUUCUGCUUUAACUUGUAAAACAAAUUAUGGAAGAAAUACAGUUGAUAAUUCAACUUUUGGUACAAAUUUUGCUAAUAUGCUUUAUCUUAUGGAUCCAAACUCUUAUGAUGGUCAAUUAUAUUGCCAUUUCCAAGAUAAUAAAGGUUGUCCAUUACCAGAAACUCCAAAAGUUGAUAUGUCAUCAUAUUGGCCUGAAAAACAAGAAAAACAUUAUCAUGCUCCAAAACCUGGUAAUGAAACUUACAAUGUUCUUCAUGUUUCAGAUUUCCACAUUGAAUUGAAUUAUGAGAUUGGAUCAGAAACUAAUUGUACAAUGGGUAUGUGUUGUACUCCACAUAGUGUUGCCAAACAUCCACCUCCAGAAGGUUAUAAAUUUACUACCAAUAUGACUGAAGAUCAAAUUGGUAAUUUAUCUUAUACUCCAGCUUGGUAUGAUGAUCAAAACGAUGUUCAAUAUGGUGAACCAGUUGAUGUUGAUAUUAAUAACUCUUCAGUUUGGUAUCCUGCAAAUACUUUUGGCCAUUAUGAAUGUGAUGCACCACCUGUAUUGGUUAAUAGUUCAUUAAAAUCUGUUGCUCAAUAUCAAGAAGAAUUAGGGUUAGAUUUCAAAUUCACUAUAUUCACUGGUGAUUUAGUUGAACAUGAUGAAGCACAAUAUAAGAGUUAUUUUUCAAAUGUUGAAUCUGAAGAAAUCAUUUUCCGUGAUUUGAAAAGAACUUUAAAAGAUGUUCCAGUUUAUUCAGUUUUAGGUAAUCAUGAUACUUUCCCUUAUGCUCAAUUAGCUCAAGAAAAAUCUGGAUUUGGUAACUUAUUUGAUUGGAAUGCUGACUUAAUGGCUGAAAUGUGGGAAGAAUAUGGUUGGAUUAAUGCUUCAACUGCUCGUGUUGUUAGAAAACAUUAUGCUGGGUUUUCAGUUACAACUUCAACAAAUUUGAAAAUUAUUGCAUUAAAUUCAAAUGCUUAUUAUGUUAAGAAUUUAUACAUGUAUUGGAACGCAACUGAUAUUGAUUCUUUUGGACAAUUCCAAUUCUUAAUUGAUGAAUUAGUUGAUGCUGAAGCUAAAGAUCAAAGAGUUUGGAUUAUGGCUCAUAUUCCAUUAAUUCAAGAAGCUUUACCAUUACCUGCUGAGAUUUUCACUCAAAUUAUUAAAAGAUUUUCACCGUACACUAUUGCAGGUAUUUUCUUUGGUCAUACUCAUAUGGAUCAAUUUAAUAUCUUAUAUGAUGGUACUGAUAUUACUAAUAAGUCUGAAGACAAUGUUGUUGCAAAUGCAUGGAUUUCACAAGCUGUUACACCAUUAACUGAAAAUAAUCCAUCAUGGAGAUAUUAUGCUAUUGAUACCAAAACUCAUAGUGUUAUGAAUUCUUACAAUUACUAUACAAAAUUAAACGGGACUUUCACUAAUGGUAAUGAAGAACCUGUUUGGGAAUUUGAAUAUAGUGCAAGAGAAGCUUAUCAAGAUAUCACACAAUGGCCUGAAGAUGAAGCGUUAAAUGCAACUUUCUGGCAUAGAGUUGCUACUGCGGUUAACACAACUGAAGAAGUUACACAACUUUACAACAAUUACAAAAGAAGAUUUAGUCCAUAUGUUCCAAAUUGUAUUGGUACUGAUGAUUGCAAUGGUAGUUGGUGCUUCCUUGCUAGUUUUACAUUAGAUCAAUAUCAAAAAUGUAUGAAGACUUAUGAUGAACCAAGCUUUUAUUGA